GACGCAAGAACCCCACUCUCCCACUUCAACCACCAACCAUCAGAUAUGGUUCGAGAGUCAUUCCUGGUAUGGUUGACGGCAGCCGUUUUGUUUUUAUGGGCUGUGAAGAAGGUCGGGGGAGUUUCGAUCUCGCGCUCUGGCUGUGGACAGUCUAAGCUGUGCAUAGAAGAACCAAAGUUCUGUGACCCCUCCUCCUGCUCUGGCUCAUGUCUAUUCAGCUCUAUAGAAAGCACCUCCACAUCUAUCCGCUUCAGCCUCAGUGGAAAGGCAGAGGGCUUUGUGGUUCUGGAGCUCAAAAGCUCCACAAAAUUUCAGUCCAUUAUGUUCAUCUGUGGUCGGAAUGGCUCUGAGGUCUUCCUGCAGGUGGACCCCCCCCGUGCCCCCCUCACGGCUCAGCAGAUGUUUCAGGCGGACUUCUCAGGAGAGGUGAAAGGGUCUGUGAUCAGAUGCACUUUCCGUUUUCCUCUGUCAGACAUAACCAGACUCAACACAAACAAUGACGCUGUGUUCUCUGUGGAGCUGGGAACUGGCCGUGUGAUUGCUCCUCUUGGUCCGGUGAAUGUGGUAAUGCGAACUGGUUUUCUGGAUGUGACCGAACCUAAGGCAUAUGGACGAGCAGCCUGUCCCUCGGCUCUGCUCUCUGCUCUCAUACUGCCCGUUCUGAUAACUGUGGCUCUCAUGAAAUAA
Molecule: messenger RNA, 687 nt
Organism: Boleophthalmus pectinirostris (great blue-spotted mudskipper)
Lineage: Eukaryota; Metazoa; Chordata; Actinopteri; Gobiiformes; Gobiidae
Product: putative ferric-chelate reductase 1
Exons: 6
Coding region: 46-687 (213 amino acids)
Biological process (GO): regulation of glutamate receptor signaling pathway
Source: RefSeq, a predicted model, not a curated record